CACCACCGCCCAUCCUCAUCGCAACUGCCAAUCAAUCCAUUGCCCCUCCACCACACGUCAAAAUGCCUCUUCUCGGAAGGAAGUUCCCGGCGCAAAUUGCCAAGCCCAUGUGGCCUUUCUACGUCUCUGGUCUUGUCAUCCUCUACGGUGUCAACUCUGCCGCGAACGCCAUGUCCCAGGCCGACGAGUACAAGAACGACCCACGAAACCCCGCCCUCAAGAACCAGUCAGCGAACCACUAAGCUUCAAAGUGCAUGACGUGGAAAGCGGGGUUUGAGCAUAUGGAUGUUAUCAGAUGCAGUGUACAAUAACCGCAGAAAUGGGAAAAGGAUGGAAAUGUCGCACUGAGACGGCCAUAUAGAUUUUACCAAAUCAAUGCUGGUCAAACCAACAGCCAGAGCCUUGUCUG
Molecule: messenger RNA, 409 nt
Organism: Bipolaris maydis ATCC 48331
Lineage: Eukaryota; Fungi; Ascomycota; Dothideomycetes; Pleosporales; Pleosporaceae
Product: ATPase, F0 complex, subunit J
Biological process (GO): proton motive force-driven ATP synthesis
Molecular function (GO): proton-transporting ATP synthase activity, rotational mechanism
Source: RefSeq, a predicted model, not a curated record